This is a messenger RNA of Parasteatoda tepidariorum (common house spider), 688 nucleotides long. RefSeq lists its product as uncharacterized. Lineage: Eukaryota; Metazoa; Arthropoda; Arachnida; Araneae; Theridiidae. The record is from RefSeq and is a predicted model, not a curated record.
UCAUGACUGAUAAAUAACUUAAACGUGACACUUUGUCUGUACCUUUUGUAUAAAAAUGAUACAAUUUUGAGAUUUUUACUAAAAUAGUUUUGAGAUAGUAACCUAUUUUAAAGGUCGGAAAAAAACAGCGGAAUAGACAUGUAUAAGGCUAUCUUCUUGGUUUUUGCUUUGCUCCACAUUAGUAAUGCCAUUGUCUGCAGCGAAAAUAAUUGUGCCAUAGUCUACUGUAAUAAUAUCCGGUGUAAGAAAGGCUCCAUGCCAGUAUUCGUAACUUGCAAUUGCAGUAUAACUUGCGAAAAAGUGCUAGAUGUAGGAGAGAAAUGUGAGGACGACUACUACCUAGUGGGAAACAACCCUAGUGGAAACGGGGCAUAUUCCAAUGCUGCAGCAGCUGCUGCUGCUGCCGCUAAUGGUUAUGAAGCAGCUGCCGCAGCAGCAGCAGCAAGUGCUGGAGCAGGUGCAAGUUGUAGUACCAUACCACGAGUAAAUUAUAGUCAUCCACGUUGCGGACCUGGUUUGGUUUGCAGCUAUUCGUACAAAGAUCAAUACCGCAGAUGCCUAAUCAAACCAUAGAAGUCCAAAUACGUGCACAAUAGAUACCUUCAAAGAUGCAUUCAUCAAUUUUUAUAAAGUAUCUCCUCAAAAAAAAUGUGCGUACACCUGAAUAAAGUAAAAAUGUUUAAAAAAA